Spirometra erinaceieuropaei is the source of this 14254-nucleotide messenger RNA. NCBI's taxonomy places the organism in Eukaryota, Metazoa, Platyhelminthes, Cestoda, Diphyllobothriidea, Diphyllobothriidae. The record is from the annotation of a GenBank genome assembly.
AUGAAACGUCUGUGUGGGUUUUACUACGCUGAUUUUCGAUUGCCCAAUGCGAAGUUAUGCUUGCGGGCCGUCAAGGCGCCGGCGUCUAGGUACAGCCCCUCUACCUGUGUACUAUAUACAUGUGCAUCCCAGAAAUUGUAUGGUAGAAGGAGUCAACUAGAAUGAUCCCACGACUCCUUUGCCAUAUGUCAACAUAGCGAACCACGUAUUGGCUGUGUUGCGCACGCAAAAUUAAGUUGACAUUUUGUGCACAUGUUGGACGUACUUUUGGCAACUUGAGGCUUUUUCCGCGGAUUAGUUCGUAGCUUUUGGAAAAUCCCCAUUUUCACAGUGUGCUGAACUGACGUUUGUCCUCCCACGACUUGCUUACCGUGCAGUUGCAUCGACAAUUUGGCAUGCACUGCACUGUCAUGACAGAUGCCGACUCCAUUAUGCUAGCACGAAAUGUUCCAUAAGUAUCUCCCGUGAUGUCGUUUACCAAUUAGAACUGUGGUUAUAGUUUGAAUUCCUUAUUUGUAUUCCAUUUAUGUUGCGGCCCCCGACUUCUAAAAUACAACCUUGUCACUUGCCUGUUCACAGUUUCGUGCCUAAGCGUGGAGGAAGAUAAUUAGGGAUCUGCAGAUCCGUACAGGCUAUUGUGAUGGACAUGUAACCCCUGGAUAUAUCUUGAUCCACUCGCUGGACUUAACCGUAUUUACUUAUCUUCCUUAAUUUGUCAAGCAAGCUUUCGACUGUCACUACUGCAAAGUUGUUCGGGAGGCAUGAUGUUUGUGGCAUAAAUCGCCUUCGUCGGCCAUGCUGGGCUUUAUUAAGAAUCGAAAUGGGGUCCUAAACCAGUUUAAGAAGUGAGGAAAUACAUUUGCAAAGGAUAUGGGACAUUUCAAUGUUGUGGCUGCAGGAGUUUCUAGUUUUGGAUGUACUGCCCUCUUUAGCCUUCUUCAUCGCACAAAGUGCACUUGUUCCGAUUUUUCAUCCAGCGUCAUAAGGCGCCUUUUUAUUUUUUGGAAUAACUGUUUUUCGUGUUUAAAUCGUUCUGUUUCUGAUUUUCAUUUGAAAGUAAGCAUAUGGGGAGGAUUUAUUAGUGGUAGGAAAUUCCCCGAAUUCUUAUUAACUGCAUCUUGUAGCUUCACAGCAUGAGUGCGAAGCAUCAAUGAAAGAAAUUCUAACUCACCCCAGCUCAUUUUUACAGACACACUAUGACAGUUUUAGUCAAACGGACAAAGAAUGUCCUGCCUAACCGCAUUCACUCAGACUGUUUAUAAAUUUACAUAUAUUUGUGGAUCCAAGUAUGUUGAUCGAACGCAAAGCCAACUGGUAGUCAUGCAGUUAAGCCCCUGCCUAGAUGACUUCAAAAGUGACAAGACGAAGCCCCGUUUUUUGAUAGUGAAAUGCCUCCCAGAUAUUGAGAACUCUGCUGCUCCAGAAGGAGCGUUCCGAGUCACCCGGAAGAGUCAGGAACCUUAACUUACACUAACGGUGUAGUGUAGUAGUUAGGACCGUAGCAAGCACACGAGAUGGAGAGGACGAACGAAUAUGGCUGUAAGAGUCAGAACGAGAAUACCCUAUAACAGGGCUUUAUUCAUCUUACAAUUGACGUACUGGGACUGAAAAGAGAAAUAGAAAAGUAGUAGGUAAGGUGGAAUUUAGCCCGGGGCUUAUGUUAGCAUGACAUGUAGUGAGCCUGAUUUUUUGGUUAUUUUUUCCUUUUGCUUUUCGCACCCGUUUGUACGUUACCGUGGUUUCUUUCUCCCAUCACGUUUUUAAGUAACUUUAACCGAGUAGCCUGCGUGUUCUGAAGCACGACUACGCCACUUCCACAUCGAUGUUCUGAAUAAAUUCACUCUCUUGUGUUCUGUUAACUCGUUAUCCAUGUUAUGAAACGACGGAAAGCAGUUAAUUCCCAGUUGCGAAAUUUAUGAAUGCUAAUAAAUCAUGCUAUAUAUUUUUUUGAUGUCCUUUUUAUACACCACUCCCUUUUUUGAAAGACCUCGGAGCCAAAAAGGCUUUAAAACUUGAAGUCAGCGUCCUCAUCCUGCAAGAUGAACCCGACUAAAAGACGUCCUGUUUUCAUUUAAUUUAUUCACGGUACAUCGAAUUUCAUCCUUGGUGAUCCAGAAUUUUCGCAUUUCAGCUUCCUCAUGUAGUUAAGUUCGGUUUUCUAAGCAAAAACCGACACUUACCUGUAGUCUCCUAUCGACAGCAGUCAUUUUUUAAUCGAAACUGUAUCGACUUCCUGUAGUCUUUCCUCUACACGAACGAAUAUGUGCUUGUAGCAUCCCGAAUUUUUGCUUUCCAAAUGCGUUCUUCGGGUAUUCGCAUUGACCCAUCUGUGAAAAACUCGGCGCCUCUGUGGGAUUCGAAUCCACGACAGCAAGGAGAAGUCUUUAAUACAGUCAACGCUCUAGCCACUUGAGUUACGAGGCCCCACCGGGAGACGUGAGUUUAAUCACAUUUGGGUCAAAUUACCCGCUCAGCCUACUGCAACAUCUGGAGACAGAUUUGGUGGAUUCCAGACGUUGCAGUAGAUUGGGUGGGUAAUUUGGCCCAAAUGUGAUCAAACUUACGUCUCCCGGUGAGGCCUUGCAGCUCAGGUUGCCAGAGCGUUGGCUGUAAUAAGGCCUUCCCCUUGCUGUCGUGGGUUCGAAUCCGACCGAGGCGCUGAGUUUCUCACAGUUGGGUCAAUAUGAAUUAUUCGAAAUCUGCCAAAACACCUGUGGUGUCUUCGGGAAUGUUAGAAAUUUGUUAAUGCUGCUUUGCUUUUUGAUCGGGAUAUAACAAAAUUGCAGCCACAUAAUUAUUCCCAGGCCGCACCUGUGCCGUUGAACUGCCGUAUUUCGGCACAUAUUCUGCUGUAAAUGACAUUCAGGCAUCAACCCCUAGUUAGUUUCCUCUUGCUAGGGGAAUUAUCACAAGAGUUUGAGUGCGUUGCGCUAUGUCGUCUAUCAUAUGCGACAAUAUUCGGCUCAGCGGGCCUUUUGUUGCCAUCUAAGUGAACGAAAUAUAUCAUUAAAAGGGUGCCUUCAAAGUUACUUUAACUAAUUCAAGUAUUUGCAGAGCUCCCCACUCCAAUAUAACUGAAUACCAAAUCGGCAAAUUCCGUUCGAUUCCACUGUUAGUUCCUACUGUAUUCCCAUAGCACACAUCACAAAUCAUGCUUUCUUCUUUUAUCAGCCGACAGUAUCAGUGCUUUCCGCACGUAAUGAAGUCGAACGUCGCUUCAAAAAAUUUCCGGAGUACUGCUGCUGAUGAUGUGGAGAGUUGCAAGACUGAUGAAUUACCGCUCCAGUCCGUUGCCGAUGUGUCACCCCCUCCUCAAGUAAACUUCAAGCAGACAGCCUUUAUCCGGGAGAGUCAUGGAAAAUCUAUCUUUGGUCUUGCCUUCAACUCGGCCAAUCGCAGCCGGCCAACUGAUCCCUUGCUCUUUGCCACUGCUGGCGGUAACCACGUAAGUCCUCAAAUUUCACUGCUGUGCACUCGUGUAGAUUUUAUAAUUUAGGGAAUAUAGUAAGCUAUAGCCCCUUACUAAGCAGACUUCCUAUGAGUUUGGUUAUUGGAUAGCCUAGUGCCCGCGUUGAACCGGAGGUCAUACUUAAGAUGAACAUUCUGCGAGGUACAAGAUAAGUAUAUCGUCAGUACAGUCAAAGCCAAUCAGCUGGCGUCCGGGUACAAAUUAGACAUCGUUGAAACUGUUUAGACCCGUCCCUAGGAUCUAGCCAGUGAUUUAGUUAAACAGGGCAACAGAAUUCAACUUCGCCAAACCUCAAACCCAAUACCGGACGGCCGGGAAAAAAUUGUACAGCAGAACUCGAGAAGCGACGAAGUGCCAGCGGGCCUUGCCUGCUCCGAUAUUUUUUGCCGGUAUACCGUCUAGCUUCAUUUUCCACUGCGGGUGAUUAUAAUGAACGCAGGUGAAUUCUGCAACGCAGUCAGCGAUACGGGCAACCGUCGGUUGCCGAUGGCGAAAUUCAAGAAUGCGCCACAGUGAAUAUCUGACCGGCGCAUCCAUGUCCAGCUCGAAAUGUGACCUAGUUGGAUCUCGUUCUCGGGUCACUAACACUUAGAUCGUCUGAGGACGACAACAGCGAACGACCUCUUAGCAAGGUGAAUGAUGGUGCUGUGGUCCUCGCAUAUUGUCUUACCUCCCAUCUUGGAGACAACCUACUCGUGCUUCAUAUGGCUGCGAUCAUGUCUGAUCUGGCAGGUCUCGAUGAUGUCACGGACAUUACUUCCCCGCGCGUGACAAUCCGUGGCAGCAAGUCUGGACAGCUCAACUCAUUCUUUUCGAUAGCAACGGAGACCAAAACCGAAGGUCCGAGGACUAUUUGCAUGUCGUGACGGACUGUGUCGAGCCGGAUCUUCAGUUGACCCUCUCUUCUAUGCCCCCAACUAGUAAACUGUGCCCGGCGGAGCGCAGUAACACUGAGCUCGUGAGGAUAGGCGACGAAGGACGUGUCCAAAUUACCGCAUUCGUUUUUCUUAAAUGGACUGAGAGAUACUUGUAAUGUUUUUGCAGCGAGUGCGGACCGUCUCUUUUGAGACUCAUUCGGUGUACUUCACCCGGAGGAUAGUCAUCCGGGUGCGAACUCCAUAUUUUCAAAACCACUUAGUACCCUUCCGAGAAUUCAAUCAACGGCAUAGUUGAACAUAAUUGGCGACGGGAUGCAACCAUGUCGAACACCAGAUCGGAUACCAAACGGUUGGGAGAGAUUGUUAUGGACGAGAACUCUCGCAGUAGACUACUUUAACCAGCACACCAUCUAAUUCCACUGUUCACCACAGGGAUUCACGAUGGAUGAAAUCGAACGCAGCGCCAAAGCCCACAAAGCAGGCGGCAAUUGGUUGCUGGUAGCCGUGACAGAAUUCUAGAAUGCGCUUCAGUUUAAAGAUCUGGUCCGCUCAUCCACGCCCAGCACGGAAUCCGACCUUGUUAGGCUUCGUUCUAAAGUCACGCGCAGCCUGAAAUCGUCUGAGGACAGUGGCAAAGAUCUUCGCAGCGACGUCGAUGAGGCUUACACCACGGCAGUUCCUCCAUCUUAUCGUAUCAUCCGUCUUGAAGACAGUCAUAAGGAUGCCCGACCCACAGCUAUCAGGAACUACCUCACCCUUCCCUGCAUUUUCAAUCACCUCACGGAGCCAGGGCACCAUAAUGCUGACACAAGACUUGUAGAUUUCAACGGUAACACCGUCCUCUCCGUGUGCCCUCUUGUUCCUCAGUCUUUCCAUUUCAUCAGUAACUUCUUCAGAAGGGAAAGUCGUAUGACUUUGCAUAGGUUAGAGAAGGAUAAAACUCUGCUGCGGAGAGCAGGGGCGUGUGUCUUUGCACAUCAAAGUUGAGAUGCUCGGAGUGCCCACACCGGCGAUCGAUUUUUGUCGAAUUGUUAGCAAUAAAACCAUCAUUCUCAUCACGAACAGAGUCCCUCGGUGUCGAAGGCUUGCCACUAACGUGACGGAUAAUUUGGUACAAUUUUCGAGUGUCAGCAAAGGUUGAGACCUGCUCUAUGGAGGUCUCUGUUUCAGCCGGAUAUUUCUUCCAGUCAUCCCUAGCCGAUUUUUCCGUAAUUUUCCGAAGUCGGUGGAGUGAAUCAUCAUUACCGGGCCUGGCUCGAGCAGUUUUAGCGGACAGCUGUAAGAUUCUUCCGCUGAUCCGAUUACUUCGGCGUCACUAGGUGUAUUCAAAAAUUAUCUCAGCUGCCCCAUAAACCGAUGACUUUAAUGAUGACCACUUGCUACUUGAAGAAGGAGACACGAUCGCCGGGACAAGAGCUUUAUUAGCCUGACGUUUCGGAUUCCUACUCGAAUCAUCCAUCUCCAUCGGUCCGGGUCGUAAACCAGGACCGAUUUCUCUGCUCAGGGCCUCGGUGUUGUUGGGCUGUCAAAGUUUGGCGACAUCAAGGCAUCUUGCACGCGGCGUUUUGGAUAUAGAUGAGAGAUAAAAUUUAAAACGUGUGCGAACGGGAGCAUGGUCCGACCCAUGGGCGCCACUUGUUUUGGCACCAUGCAUCGACCUACUAUCGUGAACUCAGCUGCGGCACCUUGAACUGACUAGAAUGUAAUCGAUUUGACUGACCGUAUGACCGUCAUUUGAGUUUCAGGUCAGCAGAUGUUUGUGGCGAUCCCGGACGCACGUGUUGGUGACAAGUAGUCGGGUUUCCAUCAGCAAAGCUUAGCACUCUCUCACCAUUGUCGCGUCGCAAACCAAGCCCAGGGCGGCCAAUAAGACGACGGCCAGGUCCCCCUCGGCCGUUCCAGUCGGGGGGCAACAAUCAGCAGAUCACGACGGGGAAGUCUUCCGACCAACGCCUGCAGCUGCGGGUAGGAAAUACCUUUACCGCACUGCCCGGCAGCUGAUGUGGGUGCGUAUAAGGAGACGACAGGAAUGUCCAUAAAGUGACCCUUUAGUCGCACAUAGGCUAUCCGCUCAUUGACUGGUUCCCAAGCAAGUCAAACGAGGUUCGUUUGUUGCGAGAGGGUGAUCGCCACAGCGUGUCUACCAAAAGAGUCGCCUGGGGUACAGGGUGAAGUAUGAGUUAACCCCCCGGGACAUUUAUUUGCGGAGCACAAGAGUCGGGAAUUCGGACUUCAGACAGGCAGCAGACAUUCACAUCUUACUGAUGAAGACUGCGCGCCGUCAGACUUUGAGCAUUAGUGUUCAGAAACGUCUGUGCAUUCAAGCAUCCAAUACCUAGGGUCUGUUCCCGAUUGAGUUGUCCAGCUCACGUAGUAUUAGGCCGCACCACUGAAUCGCGGUUGCCAAGCCCGUCGGUUCCCUCGGACCCCGUAGUACGGAUCGUAGUACUGUAUUCGGACAUAUUUUCUUGGGAAAUGUGGGUACAGACGGAUUAUUUGUUCGAGAUUGUCUCCUUUAGCGCCUUGGUUUAAAAACCUCACUACAAGGCAUCGGUGCCAAGCAAAAGUUAUUUAAUGGCGGUUGAAGGUCGCCAUGUCUCUGCCGUCAUCGGGCUUUGCACCACUUUCAUAAGGCUGUCGGCGUGCUCUCCGCACUUGCACUGUCGCUGCCGAUCCGCAGCUGCUCAUUCGCCGGAGCUGAGAGUCUGCUUAUUUCGCAGCACAAGGAUGACCGAAUGACUUGACCUCCCUAUGCUUGCCUAAUCGCCUCAUGGAGCCAGGCCGUCAAAAUGUUAAUGCGGGACUUGUAGUUUUCAGUAGGAAAAUCGUCCUCUCCGGGCGGACUUGUUGUUGCUCAGCUUCACUAUUGCAUCGUGGAUUUCCCCCCCGCGAGGGGGUGUCACUUGACACGGCCUAAGCUAGAGAGACGCAACUUUCAGAGGCAGGGGAAAACCAGGGUGCAAUGGGAUGGUCAUCGGAGUUCAAAGGAUACUGGAUGUGCUCGCGGCAGCGCUCGACAUUGGCCGAGUUGUCAGUCUUGUUCGAAUGCAGAGGGCUGACCACUGACUUGGUGGACAAGUUGGUAGAUAUUUCACUUGCCACCAACGUUUAAGGCCUGCACUGUAGAGGUCACUUACUCAACACAGUACUUUUGCAGUCAUCUCUAAUCGACUUUUCCGUUAUUUUCCGGAGUUGGUGGAAGAAAUCAUCGUUGGUAGUAUGUUAUUACCGACAAAGACAAAGGAGACUGGAAUGGCCAUUUGUGGCUUAUUAGCCGUCGUCAGCCAGUCAUACCCAACACCGAAGUGUGCAACACCCGAGGCUCGAACUCCCGAUUCGUUAGUUAGAAGUCUGCACCUCUAACCGCUGGGUCACGAGCCCGUUGCCCUGUCGGUGUCGAUCGGAAAUACACAAUGAUAGGGGACACUCAUCGAUCGUUCUUACUGAACUCACUCGUCCCGUUGUGCCUUACGGGCUCUCUCUCUCUCGAGCCUAACCGGCGGCGCAUGAUAUAGGCAGUAUGUUAUUACCGACAAGGACAAAUCAUCGUUGUUGAGUCUGGCUUGCGUUGUCCGGGCAGACAUCUGCAGGGUUCUUCUGUCGAUCCAGUCAUUGCAGCUUCGUCGGAUGAAUCUACUGCUUUUUCUUCUGCCUCACAUAGCCUGAGAACGUGGUAGUUCUUGCACUCUGUCGGUCGAACCACAGUCAUUAUGGACGAUUUCGUCUCCCCAUGCCCGCUAACUCAGGCGAGUUAACGGGACGCCAGAGUGCGGACACAUGACAUUAGUUGUAAUGCCGCCCACUCUGGUCGCGGCAUUGUUGCACAGCCUCAAUGUUUGCGUCCGCGAUCUCUUCCCUGGAGCGCGAGAGAAGAAGGCAUCUUGACAAACAUGGCGUAAGCUUACUCCUAACGCGUGUCGCACAUAUGAUCGAUAUGUUCGUGUACCCAGCGCACGCUUACCAGCGGUGCAGCCCAUUUGAGCAUUUGUAAUAAAUCCCAUAGUGGUUCCGUCCACCUCUCGCCCACCUUUUUUGUGCAUUUAUACAGAGUAAAGUUAAAAAUGACAUCGUCGUCGGUCAAGAGUCUGCCUCGUUGUCAUAUCACGCUUCCGUAGCCACCCUCACCCCCGUCUUGACUGGAUUCCUGUAUUUAUAGGUCAUGCAUUGUUUUCUGCCUUGAUUACUUGUGCGACUUGCUUUUGCACUUGAAAAGGUCACAAUUUAUCAGUGUAAAGAUCUGGAUACCAACGGAGCUGAUGGCAGCUCAUGCAUCACCCUGCUGCAGUCUUUCUCCGAUCCUGCCGGGGAAGAGGAGGACUUCUACACCUGCGCCUGGUCCCGAGACACCAAUGCCGUCUCCCCGGGUAACGGCCUGCCACGUUGCUGGUGGCUUGAGUGUAGUGAAACUCAACAGGAACGACCAAAGCCUCACCAGCAUCAGCCGGUCACUGACUCGAUCGUAUUUGGCCCCGAUCACUUUCUACAGCCUUAUCAGCAGCUGUUAGCAGUCGCUGGAAAACGCGGCAUCAUCCGCAUCCUCUGUCCCAGCCUAGCAAACUGUCCGGCCAGUCUGGUUGGUCAUGGUCAGGCAAUCAACGAGCUCAAGUUCCAUCCCAAGGAUCCUGCCCUACUCUUUUCCUUUAGCAAAGGUUUGUAACUAGUGGUCUCUUGCUGCUGCUGCUUUAGUAGACUUUUAAGUAGACCUGAAGCACUAUUUCUCAGGUAUGAAUUUAAAGCAAGCAUAGAUAACAGGGCUCGUAAGGCACGUUAGAACGAGUGAGUUUCGUAAGAACGAUCGGUGAGCACCCCCUACCAUUGUAUGUUCCCGAUCGAAACCGACAGGGCAACGGGCUCGUGGCCCAGUAGUUAGAGGCGCGGACUUCUUACUAAUAGGUCGCGAGUUCGAGCCUCGGGUGCUCCACACUUCGGCGUUGGGUAUGACUGGCUGACGACGGCUAACAAGCCAGAAAUUGCCAUUCCAGUCUUCCUUGCCCUUGUCGGUAAUGGCACAACAGAAUUUAUUGGAACCAAUAUAUUUCGCGACGGCUCAUCAACUGCAGCCUAUCGUUGCAUAGGAGAGAUAGCAAAUGAGAAACAUACAGAGAUUUGAACUUCCACAAAUAAAAUGAGUAUGAAACAGCAAGAUCAUCGUAUACUGCACGCAGACUAAUCAAUAAAAUAGUAACUUGAAAACGCAACUUAGAAAAGAAAACGGGGAAGUUAGCACGCAGAGGGGUUGCGCAAAUCAAAGGGCUGAGAUUUACCAGGGCAAGCUGAGGUUGACCACGUGGUCUGACUGUUCGCAUAGGUCUGGUUUCUCCUGCCGUAUAUAGGCUGCCUCCAAGUAGCGCAGUCUUCGAGUUGUUAGUGCCCCAACUAAUGCUCGAAAAGAUGUUUUAGGGUCAACGGAAUGACGGCUAUGUAGGAGGUGCGUUGAUUUGCGCAACCCCUCUGCGUGCUAAUUUUCCCGUUUUCCAUCCUAAGUUGUGUUUUCAAGUUGCCACUUUAUUGAUUAGUCCGCAUACAGUAUACGAUGACUUUGCUGGUUGAUAUUGAUUUUAUCUGGAGAGGUUCAAAUCUCUGCAUCUUUCUCAUUUGUUAUCUCUCUUAUGCAACGACAGGCUGCAGUUGAUAAGCCGUCGCGAAAUUUAUUGGUUCCAAUAAAUUCUGCUCUCCAUGCUUGCUUCAAACUUUCAGUUACUCCUGAUAUUUUGCUGCUUCACUGUGUCAGAACUCUGCGUUGUAAAAGAUCGUAUGUGUGAAGGAACUCAAGGUCAAGAAGUGCGUCCCCUCCCCAUUCUACUAGUAACUGGAAGGCUAGGAGAGGUUAUUAUCAUUGACGACGCUACACCGUUGCCGGACUAUCAGAGACUCAGAGUCGCAACUGUGAGACUUCUAAUGGUGGUGACGGAGGCGGAGGAGGAGGAGGAGGAGAGAGAAAAAAGUAAACCAGCCCGAAUCCUAACGCUGCUGCAGUUCAUAUAAUAUAACGUAACAAUGAGCAAACUUGUUCGACAUGUCUACCCUUGCGGCAUUUGCGAUUUCAACGUGCCGUCGAUGUGGCAGCUACGGCGCCUGGGUUUAUGCACGAAGCUCCAAACUGUCAUUUACCUCGACUCGUCAUCUACUAGAAGUCUACUCUUUGUCCGUCCUGUCCGCAUGACAGCCGGCUAAACCGUCCAUCGCAGUGGCCGUUUCACACCCAACUGAGCCAUCAAUUACAGUGAAACUUUUGGACACCUUUUACAUCUACCACCAGAUUCCCCCAUCCCUUACCAAACAGCAGUCCAGACCUUGCUUUAACGACCGUAGAUUACGUGCUUGAGGAGGCCCGCCACCGCCUGGUUCGAGACUACGCGAGCCAAUGCGCGAAUAGAAGGAAAUCUUGCGGCUCUACCCGGCGCAGUGUAUGUGGCUGGAGUUAGCAUGAGGCUUUUUUGUUGAACGUUUCGUCCUUGAACGCAAACUAUGUGUCUACCGUUUUCUAGAUUACACUAUCCGCCUGUGGAACAUUGCAACCCACGUGCCUGUAUGCAUUUUUGGGGGAGCUGAGGGUCAUCGUUCUGAAGUGCUGUAUGGUGACCUUUCAUUGACUGGAGACCUCCUUCUGUCCGCCGGUAUGGACCAUACAGUCAAGAUUUGGCGUCUCGACUCGCCAGAGCUGAAAAACGCCAUUAUCAACUCUUUUACGCCUACGGCCAAGUGAGUAAUUAAUCCAAAAAUUGUGCCUACUUUAAUGUUCUAAGUACACCUUUUUAUUUUGAUUCAUAAGCCAUAGUGGAGAGUGAGGUAGAAGCAUCGGAAGUCUGCUUCAUUAUGAGAAAGUUCAUGUGCAAGUCGUUAUUGCCACUUAAGACAGAACAGCAACUUACAGUAGGUGACCGAACUCAUGAAAUAUGCCCAAAAUAACGAAGUGCGCUAUCAAUCGGCAACCAGUCAAAAUGCAUCCACCAAAGCACCAAACUGAUCAUGAACGACCUCUGGUAAAUGGAGACGCGAAGCAAAUACUUGAAGUACUAUCUCGUUAAUUAGGAAUGACCAUUUUCUUAAGUAGACCGGAAGGGCGAAAAUUCGUGCCGAAUAAGUAGACUCCAGUUUUGGAAGCACACAAAGCCUAUCCAUAAAUAAAACGACUUAAACACAGCAACGUUUUAAAAAACGGUUUCGUUACGUACAUUCCCGGUAAGCAUCCUCCGAGAAUUAGUAUUAUGUGCAAUCUGGCACAUAGCUAAGUACGUAAAUUUUGGUAAUGUGUUUCAGAAGCUUCGUGCGAGAGCCCGAUGCAACUUUUUCAUUUCUUUUCGCUCGAGAUGCAGGUGAUCAAAUCAAGGGGAUUUCGCUGACGGAUACGCUACAGAAAUAGGAGUUUUCAUGAGGUCGCAUGUUUACAGGCCGGUCAGUGAUUAAGAAAUUUGAAUUAACACAUGCAAUCAUAAGCAUACCAUUCUGGGUGUACCAGGAUGUUUCUUCAUCCGUGCUCAUUUUGGUGACGGUGGAGUUCAUUGGCUUUCAGAGUGUUCUUGAAAUGUCUGAAUCUUCUGCGGAUUUCAGUGUUCUCAAUCGACUGUCCACAAAAAUGAGUUCUGUGCGGUGUGUUUAUCGAAACCAUCAAAAUAAAGUAUUCUUUGAAAGUAUUUACCGAAGCAGUGAGUUCCGAGACAUUAUUUCUGGUCGUUAGGGUCAUAUUUAAAGACUCACUCAAACAUGGAAACUCACUUUAAAAAGCAUGGACGUCCAUAACGACAGUCGGCGAUGAAUGUGCUUCUGGCUAAUGGAGGAACACUUUCUUAUAAGUUACCGCCUUAAAAAGCUUUUUAAUAAGGCAUUGCGCUGACGGAUGUCCACGGACUCUAUCCCUUUCCGAGGUAAAGUCGAAAAAAGUAGUUAAAGUUUUGGCCGGCUUUUUCACCUCCCCAAAAAUACUGAUGCUUUUUCAACUGCAAAUGAAAAGACUCACCUCCCUCGUAUCGGAGCCAUUUUGGAUAUCUUUAUGUACGUUGAGAACUCAUUUUGCGGUUAUAAGUGCGCAACGGGGUGGCCAUAUAAGUAUUAAUAUGUAGCCCAAACUGAUGGUGUCCUGUCCGUUCUAUUUCUAAAUUGCGUGUUGGCAGAAACUAGAGCGCGUAAAAAAGGUCCUGCCAAAUGCUCAACAGUUAAAAUAUCCAUUUCUCGAUGGGCCUUUCCAUGUUUUCCUGUGCUAUAUUCGUAAACUACGGGAAAAUUUCGGUAUGUUUAAACAUUAAAUUGCCUAUAGGCAUUAUUACAGCUUUUUAGGGCGUGAAAUGGCACAGAUUUAGAAAUCCGACUUUCAAAAACCGAUAAAACAUCUGUUCCCAUCCUGCUUCACCUGACUUACGCGGGCCAAAAACCGAUUUUCAGGUUUGGCAAGUUUUGUUUGGCAAAGUUCGCCGUUUACUUACUCUUCUCCCAUAAAGAAACACCCACGGAGGUGCGAAUUUGGUCCAAGCUAUUACCCAAAUAGAAAAUAACGUAGAUUUUCGCCCAAAUUUUGCAAACAUUUUGCCUGAUAAAAUUGCCACAAAACAUAUUCUUCAUGAAACGGUUGUCUUCUUAAACGGGCAAGGCGAAUAGAAAAAGUGCACAGCGUUUUAGGUGCUAAAAAUGAUCAUCUCGAGUAUGCUGUCAAGUAUACUGUCUCGUGAGACCCCUGUACAUAAUACUGGUUUAUUGUCGGUAGCUUGAGUCUUAUGCGGUUAUUCCGCUCUAACUGAUGGACAUCAGCUCAACUAUUCACCUCAAAUUUCAGUCUGACUCUAUAAGUCUCGAGUAGACUCAUCUACUCCAAGUUGGCGAUCAAUUUCUGAGGAACUUGAAAAGCUGCAAUUUCAAAACGGGUGUAUCUACCUGAAAGUAUAUAGGGAACGCUGGGGGCCCACUGAUGAGCCGAAGCUCCUAACAACUGUGGCAUUCAGCGGCAGAACAUCGGCGAUACACGCGUGUCUGAGCUUUUGACUGGUACUUGUACUAUCCAUUAUGAUGCAUCGUACAACCCAUGUACAUCCCAACUCUCUCCAUCGCGUUUCGAGAGUUAGGUUACGUACUGUAUGUAUAUUCCCACGCGCUGCUGUCUCCAAGAGAAACUUGAGUCUGAUUAUAGUCUGCUCAGCGGAGGCUUUUCGCGACAUCUUCACGACUUCCGAAGCUUAUCGUCUCUUCCCCCCUCUCCCCCAUCCCGUAGUUGAUGGUAUUUUCGCCUCAUCACUUGUAGACCCUUCCCCACGUUGCUUCAGCACUUCCCCGAGUUCAGUUCACGCGACGCGCAUGGCAAUUAUGUCGACUGCGCGCGCUGGUUCGGUUCUCUGAUCAUCUCAAAGUCCUGCGAGAACAGCGUGGUGAUCUGGAAACCGGGAAGUCUGGAUACUCCUCCGGGUGGUGGUGGUGGGUCAGACCGUGUGAACGGUCUGAUACUGCCAACUCGACUGAAGAGCGUCGGCCACACGAAGCGGAACGGCGGAAUCACCUCCAUGACUGGUGUCCCCACAGAGCACCACUGCAGCAUUCUGCACCAACUCAAGAUACCCGACUGUAACCUAUGGUAUAUACGGUUCGAUCUGGACCUCGAAAAUAGGCUUCUUGCGCUCGGAACUGGCACUGGCCCUUUGCGCAUUUACAUUUGGGAUUUGUCCCAUCCGGAAUCUGCCUUUACUCUAACUCCCAAGGUAAGCAUUUAUUUGCUCCUAGAUUAGCUGUGAUUGCGACCAACUGUGUUUGAGUGCGCGCCUUCGUUUUCUACUUUAAGGCUCUGAACGUGUGUGUAACCGGUGUUCGAGAAGUCGGAGGAGCCAGCAACUUUGGUGCCAUACGCCAAACUCGGUUUGCCAACGAUGGAAAUGUUCUUGUGGCCGUCGGCGAUAAUGGACUGAUUGUCCGUUUUGAUAAGGAAUGA